AGUCUUGCAUCGGAGAAAUCACUUUUCUGGGCUCGGCUUCAAAUUCACGUAUUGCUAAUCAGGCUUUCCUUGCUGGACCUCAAGUUUACACCAAAUUAUCCCCGUCCACACUGUUUCAUGGCGGUCAUGGAGCACCUCACAGCCAUGGUGGCCUGGCCACCCGCGGUCACCAAAGAGGACAUGAUCUGGCUCAUGAGCGCUUUCUUGUCUGGUGACUAUUUUCUGCUGUAUGAAUUAUGGCUGAUAUUUUAUGCUCCAUCUACCGUCUGGACUGCAACUGCAACUCUAUUUCCUUAUGCGGCAUCAACUGUAUCAGCAUCAACAUCAACAUUCUCAUACGUGCGAUGUAGUCCGACAUCUGUUUUGCCAUAUUCGAGCGAACACGGCCACUGAGAUUCGUCUUUCUACAUAUACUAUUUCUUUCUGCAUUUCUUAGGCUUUGGCCAUACUUUGCCUGUGUUGCCCAUGUUGCCUGUGUUCUCUUGUUGCCGAUGUUGCUGAUGUUGCCUUUGUUUCUCGUGUUGCCGGUGUUGCCAUGUUGCCGGUGUUGCUCAUGUUGCCGAUGUUG
Cylicocyclus nassatus is the source of this 568-nucleotide messenger RNA. The record is from the annotation of a GenBank genome assembly. NCBI's taxonomy places the organism in Eukaryota, Metazoa, Nematoda, Chromadorea, Rhabditida, Strongylidae.